Messenger RNA from Populus euphratica (Euphrates poplar), 2004 nucleotides. Its product is annotated as protein transport protein Sec61 subunit alpha-like. Lineage: Eukaryota; Viridiplantae; Streptophyta; Magnoliopsida; Malpighiales; Salicaceae. Gene Ontology annotation, cellular component: membrane. The transcript is spliced from 7 exons. The coding region runs from base 123 to 1553 and encodes 476 amino acids. The record is from RefSeq and is a predicted model, not a curated record. Gene Ontology annotation, biological process: protein transport.
AAAAUCAAAACUAUCUCUUCUUUCAGAUCACGGUUCUUCUCCUUCCCUCUAUCCAGAUACUUUUCAUUUCUUUACGGUUACGGUUACGGUUACGACUACGUACGGCUGAAUAAUAAAAAAAGAUGGGAGGUGGAUUUAGGGUGCUUCACCUUGUCAGACCAUUUCUCUCAUUUCUUCCCGAAGUUCAGAGUGCUGACAGAAAAAUCCCGUUUCGUGAGAAGGUCAUAUACACUGUGAUUGCCCUUUUCAUUUUCUUAGUAUGCAGUCAACUCCCGUUGUAUGGCAUUCAUUCAACAACCGGUGCGGAUCCUUUCUAUUGGAUGCGUGUCAUUCUUGCUUCAAACCGUGGUACUGUCAUGGAACUUGGUAUCACUCCAAUUGUGACUUCUGGACUGGUGAUGCAACUGCUUGCUGGUUCAAAGAUCAUUGAAGUGGACAACAAUGUACGUGAAGAUCGUGCAUUAUUGAACGGCGCACAGAAGUUAUUGGGUAUAUUGAUUGCUGUUGGUGAAGCGGUGGCAUAUGUGCUCUCAGGGAUGUAUGGAAGUGUUGGCCAACUUGGAGUAGGAAAUGCCAUUCUUAUCAUCAUUCAGCUUUGUUUUGCUGGGAUCAUUGUGAUCUGUUUGGACGAACUUCUCCAGAAAGGAUAUGGUCUGGGCUCUGGAAUUUCUCUUUUCAUUGCAACCAAUAUCUGUGAAAAUAUUAUCUGGAAAGCAUUUAGUCCAACCACCAUUAAUAGUGGGCGAGGUGCUGAAUUUGAAGGAGCUGUCAUUGCUUUAUUCCAUCUUCUGAUAACUCGAACAGACAAAGUUCGUGCUCUCCGAGAAGCAUUUUACCGGCAGAAUCUUCCAAAUGUGACAAAUCUGCUUGCUACUGUGCUGAUCUUUCUCAUUGUCAUCUACUUCCAAGGGUUCCGUGUGGUUUUGCCUGUGAGGUCAAAGAAUGCUCGUGGGCAGCAGGGUUCAUAUCCAAUCAAGUUGUUCUACACCUCAAACAUGCCCAUUAUUUUGCAGUCUGCUCUUGUAUCUAACCUUUACUUCAUCUCCCAGUUGCUGUACAGGAGAUACAGUGGAAACUUCCUUGUGAAUCUUUUGGGCAAAUGGAAGGAAUCUGAAUAUUCAGGUGGUCAGUUUGUCCCUGUUGGUGGCCUUGCAUAUUAUAUCACUGCGCCCUCAAGCUUAGCUGAUAUGGCAGCAAAUCCUUUCCAUGCUCUUUUCUAUCUUGUGUUUAUGUUGUCAGCAUGUGCCCUCUUCUCAAAAACUUGGAUUGAAGUGUCUGGAUCAUCUGCCAAAGACGUGGCCAAGCAGCUCAAGGAGCAACAAAUGGUUAUGCCUGGGCAUCGGGAGUCCAACUUACAGAAAGAGUUGAACCGUUACAUACCCACUGCUGCAGCUUUUGGAGGUAUUUGCAUUGGGGCACUGACAGUGUUGGCAGAUUUCAUGGGAGCUAUCGGAUCAGGGACAGGAAUACUACUUGCAGUUACGAUCAUUUAUCAGUACUUUGAGACCUUUGAGAAGGAGAAGGCUAGUGAACUUGGUUUCUUUGGUUUCUAAACUGUCUCAGCUUGAGUGAUGGAUGGUGGUGGCAACGAGCUCCCCUGCAGUUUUGGUGCGUCGAGAGAUGUAUGGAGGUCGAGAGAUGUAUGGAGGUCCUGUUGACACCAAAGUGAAGUUAGAAGAUAUAUUGGGGUAGUUUGUAGUUAUCAAGUACAAAUCACAUAAAGGUUAAUGUUUGCUCUUUUACUCCCUCUUCCCCUGGCUCCAUUAACUGAGUUUCUCAUGUAUCGGUGGAUCUAUAUGGGCGCAUGCUACUGGUCCUGAGUUCUAUGAAUCGUAGGAAUUUAUUUACUUGUUGAAAACUUCUAAUGACCAUUGAAGGGAUUGGUGCCCUUCAUGUUGAUGAAGGAUUCCUGUAAGUUACCCUUACGCUCACACUUCAAGGUUUUGAAUUUAGUAGAACAAGUAGUGGUUGACUUGGAUGUUUUAACUGAAGAGGUUUUCUCUU